UCCAAUCGGGACUGUGUCCGAUUGGGAAAUACUACUGUGUCCAAUCGCUUAUGUGCGCAAUCGGGACAGUCCUGACAGACACACUGGCGAACGAUGUGAGGAUUUUCUUCUUUCUACAAAACAAAAUUGCGGGAAUUAAAAAUCCAAUUUGGAGUAGAAAUAGCCUCGUCUGUCCAAAGAAUUUGCUUACUAAAUUCUAAAUUCCGCCAACAUUGUGCGAGAAGUCUUGUGUGUAUUUUGCUAAUCUUUAAUAUGUAUAUUAUAAAAACAUUGUGUAUAAAAUACAAAUGAGUAAAAUACCUUUACGAAAAUAAAUUCGUUUUUCUCGAUCUCUUGCAAGCAGUUGUUGGACUCGUUGGUAAUGGAACGGAUGUAAUUUGUUCUGUCCUAAGACAUGAUGUACGGUGUGUAAUCCAAUUGCCAAUCCGUAAUAGAUCAUUAUAUACAAAUUUUUUAAUUGUUUCACCGUAAUAAAAGCUCUUUUCAUUAUCGCAAAUUAGAUUAUAAAACUUUUUCGAUUUUCGCUCAUUUUAUCUUUUCUUUCCCAGACGAGAUCGACAUUCGGGGUACAAUACAAUUUUGGGGUGUGUACAACGGGCAAGAGAAACAGGAUCCCUUCAUGUUCAAGACGAUGAGAGAAUCUUGCAGGUUUUUGAUGAGAACUCAAGAAACAGUGUGCGUCGUGUAACUCGUGAGUUAGGCUACUCAAAAGUCACCGUACAUCGUGCCUUACGACAGAACAAAUUACAUCCGUUUCAUUACCAACGAGUCCAACAACUGCUUGUAAGAAAUCGAGAACAACGAAUUUAUUUUUGUGAAGGUAUUUUUCUUAUUCGUAUUUUAUAUACAAUGUUUUUAUAAUAUAUUAACAAUUGGCAAAAUACACACAGGGCUUCUCGCACAAUGUCGGCGGAAUUUAAAAUUUAGUAAACGAAUUCUUUGGACAGACGAGGCUAUUUUUAAUUCAAAUGGGAUUUUUAACUCCCGCAAUUUUGUUUUGUGGAAAGACAAAAAUCUUCAUGCCGUUCGCGUCCUUCAGUAUCGCUGGGCGAUACAUGUAUGGGCAGGAAUAAUCGCGAACAGAGUGGUGAGUAGUCAUGUGUAUUAAAUAAUUUCUUUCCGUGGCUUCCUUUAAACGUUUUUGGCGGCGGUUUUUAGAUUGGCCCAUACUUUUUACCGCCACGACUUAAUGGAGAAAUAUACGCGGAUUUCCUCGAAAAUCAAUUGCCACUGCUCCUCGAGGAUAUUCCUCUCGCCAUACGAGCAGAAUUAAUAUACCAACAAGACGGAGCUCCUGCGCAUUUUUCCCAUCAAGCACGACGAGUACUAAAUGCGUCUUUUCCUAAAAGAUGGAUGGGUCGUGGAGGUCCUAUUAAUUGGCCAGCACGGUCGCCAGACCUCAACGUAUUAGAUUUCUUUGUAUGGAGUCACAUUAAGACCUUAAUUGAGCACUGGUGUGAUGGUACAGAAAAUAAAGUACGCGAAGCUAUUGCAGCAGCUUUUAAUACUAUCACGCCAGAAAUGGCGCAUCGUGCGACAAGCAGUGUUGUUCGGAGAGCUGAACUAUGCGUUCAACAACGAGGUGGCCACUUUGAACAACUUUUGCAUUUGCAAAAUGAGAAUGGAUUAUUGUGGGAAAACCACUUAAAAAAACGCGCCAUGCUAUCUACCGCAAUGUGGUGA
This is a messenger RNA of Monomorium pharaonis (pharaoh ant), 1683 nucleotides long. RefSeq lists its product as uncharacterized. The transcript has a single exon. The record is from RefSeq and is a predicted model, not a curated record. Lineage: Eukaryota; Metazoa; Arthropoda; Insecta; Hymenoptera; Formicidae. Gene Ontology annotation, molecular function: nucleic acid binding. Bases 1354 to 1683 code for a protein of 109 amino acids.